AUGAACAAGGAUCUUGAUUUAAUGUUUAGUCUUUUGCAGCAAGAGGUCGAAAAAUUCACAGCGGAACUUGCUUGUGAGGAUUUCGAUGAUCUUUCACGCACAAAUCACAAAACAUUAGAUAAUUUUUCAAAACUAGAUACAGGUUUUAAUCCGGUUACGCAACAAGAAACUAGGUUAAAGAAGGAACCUUCCAUAUCAAUUAACAACGGCUAUAACUCAUCUGAGAAAUCUAUUUCAAAUAUGGACUUGCGUCUUAAAUUAAUUGAUACUACGCUUCACCAACGAUCAAAUUUUGCAGAAUCACGGGAAUCUAAUCAUUUGUCACCUGAAUCCAAAAUCAAUGUCUCCCCCUCUGCGCAUUUUUCUUCCGAUAAGUUAACAAGCGCUCCUUUGAACUAUUCACGUCUUAGAUCGUUAUCAAAUAGUAGUAAUAUACAAAACUUGUUACGAAAGCAAUCUUCAUUAACAGAUUUGUCAAAUUCUUCCGAUAAUGACCAAAAAUCCAUCAUUUCCAAUGAAAACAUUUUUAAAUUAUCCCAUGAGUCAAAAAGAAUUCCAGCAACAGUUGGUCGUAAUUUCGGUUCAUCCUUAAAAAAUGUCAUUGAUAAAGACAAUGUAAAAUCAUAUAAUACUGAUAAAAACCUCCCAUUAACACCUAGAAUGACUUCAGUUAAUGCAAGUACUUCAGUUAUCAAUUUGGAAGAGUUAAGGAAAGAAAAGCAAAAAGUUAGAUCUCGUGCAAAUUCAAAAGUUCAAGACUUAAAUUUAGAUAUUUAUGAUUCAUCCGUAAGGGCCCAUCUAAAUAAAAUAUUUGAAAAAACAGACCUACUGGAAAAUUCUUCUAGAUCACUCAAGCCAAAAGAAAGGGAAAGGUCUAAAGAACGAAAAUCUGACGAUCAAAAGGAUUGGACAGGUAAAUCAAGGGAUCCCGAACCUCGUCCAAGGUCUAGUGAAAUUAGGCAAGAUGAGUGGGAAGGUCGUGAACACAGAGGAGAAAAUUGUGUAAAAGGAAUACGAGAUCAUGAAACAGAUCCUAGGGAAAAAGCAAAAUCUAGGGGUGAACCGUCUCGUGACAUUGAAUCUGAAAAGAUGUCGCAAACAAAUGAAUCUAGAACAAGAGCACUCGAAGACAAAGAAAGAAAGAAUGCUCGUGAAAAUUUAGUGGAACGAGGAAAGGCUAGAUCAAGAGUUCGUGGAGAGGAAGAACGUGGAAUGACUAAAUCAGGAAUUCGUGGAGAAGAAGAACGUGGACGUGGAAUGGCUAAAUCAGGAGUUCAUGGGGAAGACGAAUAUGGAAGGGCUAAAUCAAGAGUUCGUGGAGAAGAAGAACGUGGUCGUGGAAUGACUAAAUCAGGAGUUCAUGGGGAAGACGAACGUGGAAGGGCUAAAUCAAGAGUUCGUGGAGAAGAAGAACAUGGAAGAGCUAAAUCAAGAGUUCGUGGAGAAGACGAACGUGGAAGAGCAAGAUCAAAAGUUCGUGGAGAAGAAGAGCGUGGGAGAUCUAAAUCAAAAGUUCGUGGAGAAGAAGAACGUGGGAGAACUAAAUCAAAAACUCAUGUGGAAGAAAGUGGGAGAGCUAAAUCUAGAACACUAGAAGAAGAACAUGGAAGAUCAAAAUCGAAACCAAGAGAACGUGAAGUUGAUGGCAGGAAUUACAAUAAAGAAAGUAAUAAAUCUCGAACCCAUGAAUUAUGGGAUAAGGAAAAGCAUUAUCCUUAUCGUCGUGAAAAGGCGGAGACAUUUGUUGAAAAAGAAGGGCAUAAAAUUACUGAACUUAAAAUUAUCACACAGAUUUUUAUUGAAGAUGUUCGUCAAUAUAAAAAAUUGUCAAUAACAUCAAGUAAGACUGCAUUGGACGUUUUGAAUUAUUUCCGUAGUAACGAUACAAUUUACGAUAACGAAACAUGGACAUUAUUUGAAUUAAUAAAUGAAUAUGGUCUAGAACGUCCAAUAAGGGAUUGGGAAUACAUUGCUACGGUAAUCGGAGCUUGGGAAUUAGAUAAACCAAAUGCACUUGUUUUGAAAAAACAUGCAUUUAGGAGUUGUUUAACACUAGAAGGAUUCAACAACGCCGUUCCACCUAUGUUUGGAUGGUUGCAUUUGGAGAUUAAGAAAAAUAAGUGGCAAAAAAGAUACUUUUACACCAAAGAAGGAGUUAUAUAUCAUUCCAAAGAUUCAAAGGGGAAUAAUGAAACUUUCCUUUGUUCGCUUACCAACUUUGAUGUGUAUACCAUGACAAAAAUUAUGAAAAAAUCUCCAACAAAAUUUAUUUUCGCUUUAAAAUCUCAAGAUAAAAUUGCAAUGUUUGAGAAUCCAGAAAAAGAUUAUUUACAUUAUUUGUGUGCAGAUCACUUAGAUAAGAUGAAAGACUGGGUGUUUAGUUUACAAGCUUCUAAGAAUAACUUGAUGCGUGCUGAAAAUCCAGAAAGGUUUACCGAAAAGCCUGUUGAAAGUGAGAAAACAUACAUAUUGGAUAAUCAUGAUAAAGAGAAACCUUGGACAAGUGAAAAUUCUACGGACUUGAAUGCGAACGUAAAUAAUGGAACUGCAGUUUCAGAAAAACGUAGGUCUAAUAGUCAAUGGGAGAAUCUACGUAAACAUGUUCGUAAUUCUUCGUCAAAAUCAUUAAAAGGUAAAGCCGACAUUUUUGUGGGAACCGUUUCUACGGCGAAUGGUGAUCAGCCAUUUAAAGGAGGUUCAUUGUUAGAUUUUGAUGAAAAAAAUUCUCCUAUAAAGCCAGUUGAAGCAGAGGGUGUAUCUUUUGUGAAAGGAUCGUUAUUGGCUUCAAAUGAUUCAUUAUUUGAACAGGCUAAAGAAAGAGAAAAACAUCGUAAAGCUAUGGGUGGUAUAGGAAUCAUCAGAGACCCAAAUAGCACAACCUUUGUAAAUUUGGAUGAAUCAGUAAAAUUUAACAAAGGAUCGUUGUUGGGAAGGAAUAAUGAAACAGUAUCUGAAAAUAUCAUUAAUUCAAAUCAUUUGAUACAAAUUGAAGAUGGGGUACAAUUUAAUAAAGGUUCUUUGCUAACUAAAGUUCAAGAAUCUAAUGGGAAGAACAAUAAUUCACAAAAGUCAAAGCCUCUGGGAACAUUAUUAAAAAUAGACGCACCAUUAUCAAGAAGCUUGACGACACAUAAUAUAUUAUCACCAACAAUGCUCGCUAAUGGAAAAACAUUACUUGAACUAGAUUUAAAAGCUGAUGCAACACAUACAUUAUCAUUACGGAAUACAAAUAUUAAACCUUUAUUAAGUUUUGUUCCGAGAGAACAUGAUCAUGUGGAAGAGACAAAGUCGCCAAGAACUUUUAUAAAAUUUGAUGAGAGUGAGACUGAUAGUGAAUACGAUAGUAAUGAUUAUUAG
Molecule: messenger RNA, 3357 nt
Organism: Funneliformis mosseae
Lineage: Eukaryota; Fungi; Glomeromycota; Glomeromycetes; Glomerales; Glomeraceae
Source: the annotation of a GenBank genome assembly